Triticum dicoccoides is the source of this 679-nucleotide messenger RNA. RefSeq names its product plasma membrane ATPase-like. Lineage: Eukaryota; Viridiplantae; Streptophyta; Magnoliopsida; Poales; Poaceae. The transcript has 6 exons. The record is from RefSeq and is a predicted model, not a curated record. The coding region runs from base 29 to 679 and encodes 216 amino acids.
AUGUUGUUAAUGUAUAGUGCUGGGGUUUAUGCUGAUUGCGCUGAUUUGGAAGUUCGAUUUCUCGCCGUUUAUGAUCCUGGUCAUUGCCAUUCUCAACGACGGCACAAUCAUGACCAUCUCCAAGGACAGAGUGAAGCCAUCCCCACAUCCAGAUAGCUGGAAGCUACUGGAGAUCUUCAUCACCGGCAUCGUCUAUGGUGCCUACCUUGCUGUGUUGACCGUGGUGUUCUUCUUCGCCAUGACUAGCACCGACUUCUUCAGCGAGAAGUUCCACGUGCGUUCGCUAAGGAGCAACAAGGACGCGAUGAUGUCUGCCCUCUACCUUCAAGUGAGCAUCAUCAGCCAGGCCCUCAUCUUGGUCACCCGGUCGCACCGCUGGUGCUUCCAGGAGCGCCCGGGGCUCUGGCUCUGCUUCGCCUUCGUCGUCGCGCAUAUCACAUAUCAGGAUGCAGCGCGGCGGCCGGCCGUCCACCCGCCGCCGCCAUCGCUGCCGCUGAUGACCCCAUUGCGCCGCCCGCCCGUCGUUGGCCUGACCCAUCUCGCUGCAGCCGCCGUCGGCGCGACCACGGGCCCCUAUUUGUCCUCCACCCCAGAUUUGCCCCACCUCGGCCGGUCACCAUCGUGCCGGAGCUGCCUACGAAGAAGCAACGGGCCGCCAAGCCACGCGGUGGAGGCGUAA